This is a messenger RNA of Limulus polyphemus (Atlantic horseshoe crab), 1909 nucleotides long. Its product is annotated as cytosol aminopeptidase-like. The transcript has 15 exons. Gene Ontology annotation, cellular component: cytoplasm. NCBI's taxonomy places the organism in Eukaryota, Metazoa, Arthropoda, Merostomata, Xiphosura, Limulidae. Gene Ontology annotation, molecular function: metalloaminopeptidase activity; manganese ion binding. Gene Ontology annotation, biological process: proteolysis. The record is from RefSeq and is a predicted model, not a curated record. The coding region runs from base 125 to 1732 and encodes 535 amino acids.
GCAGUAGAGGAUGCGCUAAAUAACGAGCACGUGGUGUGUUGAAAACAAAAAUUCUAAGUUCAAAAAGAGUGAUUGUCAAUUGCGACCUGUCUGUUUAAUUUUACCAAAAUAUACAUAAAGUAAUAUGAUUUCUACAAGGAUUUUAACAUUAAGGAGCUGGAAAAGAAUUGGAUACAUGAAAUUUCAGAGAAUAACAAGUGCAAGGAAUGAAUCUUCUCAGACUAACAACACCAAUUCAAAUGAUCAAGAAGGAAAACCCUCGAAACGUGGUCUAAUCCUCGGAGUUUAUGAAAAACAAGACAAAAGUGAAGGCAUUAUAUUUACAUCCUCAGCUGAUAAAUUUAAUAAAGUGACCAGUGGGAAGCUACAAGAGCAUUUAAUUUUGUCAGGUUCAUCUCUUAAAAAAGGAAAAAACAGAAUAUUUUAUGGAUUGGAUAAGGAGUAUCCAUGCGUUUCUGUUGUCGGUCUUGGUCCAAAAAAUGCCGGCUUUAAUGAACUUGAAGAGAUUGAAGAGCAGCGUGAAAACAUUCGAAUUGGUGUUUCUGGUGGAGUAAAGCAAUUACAAGAGCUUGGAGUCACAGAGGCUUUUGUUGAUUCUUGUGGUGAUUCGGAAGCUGCAGCUGAGGGGGCCUCUCUUAGCCUUUUUACUUAUGAUGAACUGAAGAAAGAAUCUUCUCGGAAACCUAAAGUUGACCUUCACCUUUUUGAUUCAGAAGAAGCAUCAUUAGCAUCUUGGAAAAGAGGACUUACUGAAGCAGAAGGUCAGAACUUAGCCCGCACUUUAAUGGAAACUCCCGCAAACAUAAUGACCCCUACCAGGUUUGCUGAGCAUGCAGAAGAGGUUCUGUCAGACAAAGGUGUUUCCGUGAUAAAAAGGGACAAAGCUUGGGCAGAAUCAAAGAAGAUGGAAGCUUUCUUAAGUGUAGCAAAAGGUUCAGAAGAACCACCUGUAUUCUUGGAGCUUGCCUACCAUGGUAUCGAUAAGGGUGUAAAACCUCUCGUCAUUGUGGGAAAGGGAAUUACAUUUGACAGUGGAGGGAUAUCCCUUAAACCAGCAGCAGGAAUGGAAGCUAUGCGUGGGGACAUGGGUGGAGCUGCCUGCACUAUUGGCACUAUUUACACUCUAGCUGCUCUGAAGGCACCUGUCAAUGUUAUUGGCUUAAUUCCACUCUGUGAAAAUAUGCCCAACGGAAGAGCAAAUAAGCCAGGUGAUGUUGUAACAGCCAUGAAUGGAAAGACGAUACAGAUUGACAACACAGAUGCAGAAGGAAGGUUAAUCCUAGCCGAUGCACUCUGCUAUGCUUGUACCUUUAAUCCCCUGUCCAUUUUAGACAUGGCCACUUUAACAGGAGCCAUAGUGAUUGCCUUAGGGUCUGGUGCAACUGCUGUUUUUACCAACUCCUUUAAAAUGUGGCAGAUGAUAAAUCAGGCUGGGAUGAGAACUGGUGAUAGGGUGUGGAGAAUGCCGUUGUUUCAACAUUAUACAAAACAAGUCACAGAAUCUCAUUUGGCAGACUUAAACAAUGUUGGAAAACACAACCGACAAGCAGGAUCAUGCACUGCAGCAGCAUUUCUAAAGGAAUUUGUUCCUGUUGACAACUGGCUACACUUAGAUAUUGCUGGUGUCAUGGAAAAUAAAGAUGAAGUUCCAUACCUGUCAAAAGGCAUGUCAGGAAGACCAACCAGAACAGUUGUUGAAUUUGUACAAAAAGUUUUCAAAGAAAAAGUUUAAAAUGUACCUUAUUUACAAACUUAUUUUGAAAUUGGAAUAGUCUUAUUUCUGUAACUGGAAACAUGUGUUUCUUUCCAGUAAGAGUAUAUCAUGAAUAAUUUUCAACCAAUGAUAAUAUUGUGGUACUUCAUCUGUAUUAUUAGUUUGAGUAAAGUUUACGUGUAAAAAUACUAAAAA